UAUAACCCGAAAUUAAAGCGAUGGCGGCGAGCGGCGGCUGCUGCUCGUCCCUGCCCGGCCCCGGAAGAGGCGCGGUCUCUGUCGCGCUGUCGCGAUGGCGCUCGAGUCGCUCCGGUACCGGCGCGGUUCCCUCGAGGUUCUGAACCAGCGGCUGCUCCCGGGGCAGCUCCGCUACGAGCGGGUGGGGGGCGUGGAGCGGGCCUGGGGGGCCAUCCGGGACAUGGAGGUGCGGGGGGCUCCGGCCAUCGCCCUCCUGGGCUGCCUCAGCCUCGCCGUGGAGCUGGCGGGGGGCGCGGGACCCUCGGAGGAUUUGGGGGCGCUGGAGGAGUUCGUGGGGCAGAAAUUGGGGUUCCUGCUCAGCGCCCGCCCCACGGCCGCCAACCUGGGCCGGGAGGCCGAGCGGCUCCGGGCGUUCGUGCGGCAGCGGGUGGAGACCCCCGGGGUCACCCCCGAGCAGCUGCGGGAGAGCAUCAUUGAGUACAUCGAGGGGCUCCUGGAGAAGGACCGCAGGGACAACCGGAGCAUCGGGGCCCACGGGGCCGGUGCCAUCCUGGGGAGGGUCCCGGGGGGCGGCCCCGUCACCCUCCUGACCCACUGCAACACCGGGAGCCUGGCGACGGCCGGAUACGGCACCGCACUGGGCGUGGUGCGGGCUCUCCACGAGCGCGGGGCGCUGUCCCGCGUGUUCUGCACCGAGACGCGGCCGUUCCACCAGGGCUCGCGGCUGUCGGCGCUGGAGCUGCGCCACGACGGCGUCCCCGUCACCCUCAUCACCGACAGCGCCGCCACCGCCGCCAUCAGCCAGCGCGGCGUCCAGGCCGUGGUGGUGGGCGCCGACCGCGUGGCCGCCAACGGGGACGUGGCCAACAAGAUCGGGACGCUGACGCUGGCGGUGGCCGCGCGGCACUUGGGGGUCCCGUUCUACGUGGCCGCCCCCAGCAGCUCCUGCGACCCCGCGCUGGCCUCGGGCCACCUGAUCCCCAUCGAGGAGCGCCCGGGAACGGAGCUCACCCAGCUCGGGGGCGUCCUCCUGGCUGAGCCCGGUGUGGAUGUGUGGAACCCGGCGUUUGACGUCACUCCCCACGAGCUCAUCACGGGGGGAAUCAUCACCGAGUUCGGGGUCUUCGCCCCCUCCGAGCUGUUCCAGGCGCUGGCGGAGCGGGGACAGCGGUGACGGAUCCUGCCCCGGUACAGCCCGGUGUGUCCCGGUCCUUUGCGGUGUGCCCCGG
This is a messenger RNA of Poecile atricapillus (Black-capped chickadee), 1229 nucleotides long. RefSeq names its product methylthioribose-1-phosphate isomerase 1 (gene MRI1). Lineage: Eukaryota; Metazoa; Chordata; Aves; Passeriformes; Paridae. Gene Ontology annotation, molecular function: S-methyl-5-thioribose-1-phosphate isomerase activity. The record is from RefSeq and is a predicted model, not a curated record.